CUGGAAAUUACUCUUUUGUUACCCGGAUAUAAGGCACCGAGUACUAUCUGCCUUCACUCUUAUCGCCACCGGCCGUCCCUUCCUGGUAUAUAAACUUAUUAUACCUCUACUGGGCCCUUUGUCUUCGCGACUGUUGGCCUCACCUCGACUCACACUACACGCGUCCGGAGUCAACCUCAACCAUCUUCGCCAUCAAUCUCUCGACACUAUCUCAACCCGUCAAUUCGCACCAUCUAGAUACUGUCGACGGUCAAGAUGGUCAAGUUGGGUCUCAUUGCGACUGCACUCGGGUUCCUCGGUCUUGCCGCAAAUACUGCAGCUCUCCCUCACUUCCAGACUCGACAAGACCAGUACGCCGACGCGAGUGCUAUGACUGUGAAGAUUAUGCCGUUCGGUGCUUCCAUCGUCCAGACAACAUGCUGGCGCGCAAUGCUCUGGAAACAGCUGCAGGAUGGCGGAAUCACCAACUUCGAUUUCGUCGGCUCCCAGAAUGGUCCGACGACUUGCAACAUUCCCGGCGCAGACCUGGACAAUGAGGGCCACUCCGGAGCGAAGGCCACCGAGUACGCCAGCAAUGGCAAGCUCGUCGGCUGGUUGCAGAACACGAAGCCGGGCAUGAUUCUCGUUCAUGUCGGAACGAACGACGCGGUUGCGCGGACAAAUACGAGCGAGAUCAUCAAGGCCUACGACACGCUGCUCGGCCAGAUGCGCGCGUCAAAUCCAAAUAUGGUGAUUGUGAUGUCCAAACUCAUCCCCAUCGACCCGGCCCUCUUCGGUGCCGACGUGUCCCAAGGCAUCGUCAACCUCAACGCCGCCAUCGAUCCCUGGGUCAAGAAGAACCAGUCGCAGAAAUCGCCCAUCGUCGUCGUCGACAUGUACACGGGCUUCGACUACAAGACGAUGACGAAAGAGGGCGAGCACCCGAAUGCGAAGGGCGAUGCCUUCAUGGCGAAUCGCUUCUUCUCAGCCGUGAAGGACGCGCUUGUUGUAAGUACGGUUAGCAUGCUACUCGAGAAUGAGUAGGCUUGCAUGAAAUUUGCGCUGUGGAAUUUUUGGAUUAUGAGUUUUUGCAUUGCAUUGCAUUUUGUUUUGGCUAUGCUAUUGUAUAUUGAGGGUCCUGUAUUCACCACUAUGUUUUAGGAACGGUGCCGUGGGCAUUGCGGCCGUUGCCCCUGGUGGAUGAACUGCUCGCAGAAGAAGCCAGGAACUGGUGAGGUACUGGAGGAGAACUAAGGGAGGGUCAACUGGUAACAUGGGAAGAGUGGUGAGGGAUAGUGCUUACGCGGCGAAGGACAUGGCUCCGUCCUGGCCAGGAGGCCGGCGGCGAAGGCUCCGUCACUUGGACACUUCAAACUUCUCGUCCUUUUCGGGUUUCGGGGCGAGAGUCUUGAGCUCUCGCUCCGGGAACGCGCCGAACACACGACCCGGACGAUCCUUGGCGGA
Messenger RNA from Trematosphaeria pertusa, 1443 nucleotides. Its product is annotated as carbohydrate esterase family 3 protein. Lineage: Eukaryota; Fungi; Ascomycota; Dothideomycetes; Pleosporales; Trematosphaeriaceae. The record is from RefSeq and is a predicted model, not a curated record. The coding region runs from base 256 to 1023 and encodes 255 amino acids. Gene Ontology annotation, molecular function: phosphatidylcholine lysophospholipase A1 activity. The transcript has 3 exons.